AUGUGUGGAGCCGACCGCGUCUCAUUGGAGAGGGAGUCCAAGGUUGCGGAUGACCCCAAGGAUGUAGUGAUUACCUCUACGAACCAGAGGAGCCCGGAGGAGCAAUUGCCGGUUGAAAUCAAGUAUCCCGAGCAAGAUCUCGAUCGGGGGCUCGUGGGUGGGAAGGGCAGGAUGAUCCCCCAGAAUCCACAGAAUUUCCGACCGGGCCAGAAAUGGGGUUUGUUGAUGGUGAUGAGUGCCAUCACGUUCAUUUCACCCCUGGCUUCCAGCAUGUUUGCACCCGCGGUGAGCUACGUGCAGAAGGACCUGGACGUGGAUAACGAGACACUGCUUUCCUUCAGCGUGAGCAUCUACCUUCUCGGAUAUGCUUUCGGCCCUCUCCUACUCGCCCCACUGAGCGAGAUCUAUGGACGCCGGAUUGUGCUUAGCUGCGCCAAUUGGUUCCUGGUGAUCUGGCAGAUUGGAUGUGCACUGUCCCCGAAUAUCGCCUCCCUGAUCAUCUUCCGGCUCUUAGCUGGAAUGGGUGGGUCAGGCUGCCUCACGCUCGGCGCAGGCGUGAUCGCCGACCUUUUCCCAGUAGAGCAGCGGGGACUUGCAACAGCCAUCUGGAGUUUGGGACCCCUGGUUGGCCCGACCAUUGGACCCUUAGCGGGAGGAUUCAUGGGAGAGACUAUUGGGUGGAGAUGGAUUUUCUGGGUGCUCUUGAUUGUGGGAGGGGUCGUCGCGCUUGGAAUCGAGCUCUUGAACCGGGAGACCUACGCCAAUGUGCUGAUCCGCUGGAAGACCGCAGGGCUGGCGAAAGAACUGGGUCGCAGCGACCUCCGUAGCGCAUAUACCCCUGAUGGCGAAAAGGUUUCGAUCGCCAACUCCCUGAAAGUUGGACUCCGGCGACCUGUGCUCCUAUUCUCCAAGUCCCCUAUUGUGGCGGCGCUGGCAUUUUAUAUGGCUGUAAUGUACGGGCUUCUGUACUUGUUCUUCACAACCAUCUCUGGCGUCUUUGGAGAAGAGUAUGGCUGGUCCAGCGGAGUCUCUGGUCUUGCGUAUCUUGGGAUUGGCAUUGGCUUCCUUCUCGGGGCUGCUUGCAAUGGACUGACCAGUGAUCGAAUCGUCAUGAGGAUGACGGCCAAGAAUGGCGGCAAGUUCGAGCCCGAGAUGCGGCUCCCCGUUAUGAUCUUCUUUUCCGUCUUUGUUCCCAUCAGCUUCUUCUGGUAUGGCUGGACAGCCGACAAGCACGUUUUCUGGAUUGUGCCGAUCAUCGGGAUGGCUCCAUUUGGCUUCGGGUUCAUGGGUCUGUAUCUGCCCAUUCAGACCUACGUGAUCGACAAUUAUCCCGAGUACGCUGCGUCAGCCAACGCGACCCUGACCAUGUCGCGAUCACUAGUGGGAGCUCUGCUGCCGCUGGCGGGGCCCAAGUUAUUUGCCAAUCUGGGCAUUGGCUGGGGCAAUUCUUUAUUAGGAUUUGUGUCCUUGGCUUUUGUGCCGGUGCCCAUUCUUUUCUCGCGGUACGGCCAGCGCAUCAGGGAUAGAUUCCCGGUGGACCUGCAGUAA
This is a messenger RNA of Penicillium chermesinum, 1548 nucleotides long. Its product is annotated as MFS transporter. Lineage: Eukaryota; Fungi; Ascomycota; Eurotiomycetes; Eurotiales; Aspergillaceae. Gene Ontology annotation, biological process: transmembrane transport. The transcript is spliced from 2 exons. The coding region runs from base 1 to 1548 and encodes 515 amino acids. The record is from RefSeq and is a predicted model, not a curated record. Gene Ontology annotation, molecular function: transmembrane transporter activity. Gene Ontology annotation, cellular component: membrane.